Molecule: messenger RNA, 2430 nt
Organism: Lodderomyces parapsilosis
Lineage: Eukaryota; Fungi; Ascomycota; Pichiomycetes; Serinales; Debaryomycetaceae
Gene: MED5
Product: Med5p
Exons: 1
Coding region: 1-2430 (809 amino acids)
Biological process (GO): regulation of transcription by RNA polymerase II
Cellular component (GO): mediator complex
Molecular function (GO): transcription coregulator activity
Source: RefSeq, a predicted model, not a curated record
AUGCAUAAUCUCCUAGACUUACUCCAGGAGGCGAUUGGUAAAAAGUUACCUCAAAAAUCUUUUAUACUACUACUGACAUUAUGUACGCCAAACACAGAUGACGACAUCCAACAGAUAUUUCACUCAUCGUUGACUGAUGAACAAAUACAUCUUUUCGUGGAUUGGGCUGUAAGCUCACAAUCCAAUUGCCACAUGUUUUGGUCCAAUUUGAGCAAAGCUGAAGAGGGUAUCCAGGUGAGAUUUUUGCAGGAGGUCAGACGGGAAUUUAACCAUCGGGAUUAUGUGUAUCACGAGUUUACGAAAUACGUGUUUGAAUACUUGAACAAUCACACGUCUUCAACAGAUAUUGUCAAUGAAAUGAUUCAUUUGCUCGGUCUUAUGAAGGAAACAGACUCUGCUGAUUUUGUUGAAUUAUUUAAAUUGAUUAAAAAAACUGGAUACAACUUGCAACAAACAACGAGAGGUGUACUAACACCAGAACAAUUGAAUCAUUUGGCAGAAUUAAACUUGAUAGAAUCCGAGAGCUUUGAAAGCACACCAGAGGUUGGCGUGUCACUUGAUGUGACUAACAAACUCGAUACUUAUCUCGAAAUCAAGCGAAAACUUUGGAUUUACCAGAUAACUCGUGACUUUAACAAAUUACAACUUUACAACGAUACCAGCAAGUUCAUACGCCACUUCAAAACUUGUGUUGUAAACCAAGCGAACGAGCAUAUUGCCCAGGUGUUAAUGCAACUGUUUCCUUUUGAUGUCGAGGGGUUUCAUUUGUUUAAUGUGAAAAAUUUUAUUCUGACAAAAGUACCACAAAUAUUGGCGGAGUUACACGUGGGAAGUGACCAAUUGGCCGUACCUGAUCAAAUAAAACAGUUGUUAGUACCCAAGCCAGAACCUGAUCUAAAGAGAUUACGUGAUUUGUUAAAUACAGACCCUGAGUUGACUUCAUUUGAUGAAAGUGGACUAGUCGAUUACAUUGCCGAGUUGUCAAAAAGGGGCUCACAAGAGAAGGUGACCGAAACUGUAUUGGAUAGUAUGAGGGAAUUUAUACGGACAAAGCAAUUGGAGAAAUUGAAUCGAAUAUUGCUUGCUCUCAUGAGUAACAUCGAGAUGAUCAACAUCAUAUUGUUUCAUACAAAUAUGUCCCUAUUACAUAUUUUGAUAGACUAUGUUGAUUUUGAGACAUUCACCACUGGACUGGAUGAUGACUUCCAGGACGUUUACUCAUAUUGCAGUGUUUGUGUGCUUAGUAUACUUUUGAUUAUUGAAGUUUUCCAAAUCGACUUGUCCAAAAUAGAAAUCAAUUCUUAUUCCGUGGGGUUUGUGAAUAAUUUUUUCUACCGUUUGGGUGACAAUCUCACCAAUAAUACACCUUUGGAGAAGGAUGAAGAUGAUUUGACAAUUAUUGGAAACUACAACAAUUUGGUCACUGAAUGGAUUAAUGCACUUUUUGACGAUUCAAAUGAUGGACUUUCAGACGAAUUAAUGAAAAGCUUGAGUAUCAAGCAGAUUUAUAAAUUGAUGCCAGUUAUUUACAAACAAGCAAUUGUGGCAAGAAAGUUGGGCAAGAUCAACAAUGCGAUUUUGAGUAAUGGACUUGAUUAUUUGUCUCAACCAUUCCUCUUUCCCGUUAUUUCUUGUCUUGUGAAAUGGAUGGCAAGGGAUAGCACGGACACAGAAUUGUACAAGGAAGUGAUGUUGGAGUUAGUAAAGCCCAACAUUGGCCAAUCCACGAACCCCAUGUCCUACGCUAUAUUGAAUAUCUGUGGCAAUGAUGUAUUAAAAUUGGUCGAUGAUUACAGAAUCAGAAAGGUGAUUCAUUAUCGUGGAAAGGGGGUUGAGGAUGUUUCUAAUGUCUGGGAAAAGGUCAAAUAUUCUUCCAAUUUCGACCAAUUUGACUUACUUUUGCACAACAAGCGAGACACAAUACACUAUUUGAUCCGGGAACUGUACACUUUCCAAGAAACAAAAGAUGAGAAUAGUAAGCUUUUCAUCAAUUUGCUAGUAUCAAUGCUGAUCUUAGAUUCAAUAGAAACGAAAGAUGAUGUAGAGUAUUGGAAGCAAGAAUUGAACAAAACAUCACAAACACAGACUGAAGGUGGUAAUGGUAAUGGUAAUGGUAAUGGCGAAGAAUAUUUUUCGUGUACAUUAGAUUACCAUUUCUCGUCGAUAUUCAACGACGAUGUUGACAAGGAUAACGAUUCGGAUGAGCUUUUGAAUAGUAACAAUGACAACGACAACGACCAAGUCGACAUCGAGAUGAAAGCACCAUCGAGCGAGGAAAUGAGGACGGCACAGCGUCAAUUGGUUCUACGCGAUAGUUUGCUUUCACAUUUUCGAGCCAUAAAGGACAAGACUAAUCAUACAAACUUGUUUUACAAAACAGUGAAAAUUUUAACAGAUAAAAUAUUGGAAGAAUUGGACAAUUGGAAUUAA